UCCACUUUUCGUAAAUGGCUGCGUUAUCUGACAUUCCACAGUAUAUUUUUUCUUGUAUUGUUAAAGAUAGUUGCGGUUUAGAUAAUCAAGAUAAGUUUUUUGUUAGUUGUUACUGGCCAUAUAAUUUUUCCAGGAUUUAUUUUGUGUAUGUCGAAUAUAAUAUAACUUCAAGUGGUAAAGUAAAUUCAUGAGUCAUGCAGGGUAAACAAUUCGUUUAGUUUUGAAAGUGCAAGUCAAGCGAACUACGGAUGAAUAUAAACAUUUACAAAAUUUAUGUUUAUAUAUAUCACUCGUGAGGAAAUUUUAAACGGAAUGUUUAGUAUAAGUGAACUGUGCUGCAUGUUUUGCUGUCCACCUUGUCCUGGACCAAUUGCAGCUAAAUUGGCAUUCCAACCACCGGAACCCACAUAUAAGUUGACACCUGCUGACGAUUCAAAUGUAAAGUACAACUUGCAUUUAUUUGAUCGCGCAGAAUGGCAAUAUUCAGAACGUGAUAAAUCCAAAGUUGAAUCUUUCUUCACAAGGACAUCACGCGGAAAUCUUAUUACAUGCAUAUAUGUGCGAUGUAGUAGAAACGCAAAGUACACCUUGCUUUUUUCACAUGGGAAUGCAGUUGACUUGGGACAAAUGAGUAGCUUCUAUAUAUCUCUUGGGUCACAACUAAAUUGUAACAUAUUUGGCUAUGAUUAUUCUGGAUAUGGAAUGAGUGGCGGGAAACCUUCUGAAAAAAAUCUUUAUGCUGACAUCGAAGCGGCAUGGCAAGCUCUAAGGAACAGAUUUAAUAUCAGCCCUGAAACUAUUAUUUUAUAUGGACAAAGUAUUGGAACAGUCCCGACAGUUGAUUUGGCUACGAAGCAUGAAGUUGGUGCAGUUAUUCUUCAUUCUCCAUUAAUGUCUGGGCUGAGAGUCGUUUUUCGCAACACAAAGAGAACAUGGUUUUUUGAUGCAUUCCCAAGUAUUGACAAGGUUUCCAAAGUAAAAUCUCCAGUUCUGGUUAUACAUGGAACUGAUGAUGAAGUCAUAGAUUUUUCUCAUGGGAUCGGUAUAUAUGAGCGUUGUCCAAAAGCUGUGGAACCUCUAUGGGUCGAGGGAGCUGGCCAUAACGACGUGGAAUUGCAUUCACAAUACUUCGAGCGGUUAAAAAAAUUUUUAACAGUGGAGUUGGUUAAAUGACAAUUAAAGAAUCAUGAGGUUGAUCCUAACAAUUCCGGGGCAGUAGGAUCUUCUGCCGAAGCACCGCCGACAUCAUCUUUGGCGAUUAAAAGGAACUUAGAAGAAACCAGCAACUCAAGUCCAUUGGUUUUAAGCGGCCCAAUAAACAAUUUAAAAGACGAUAUUGAAGCUUCCACCUCAAGUUCAGUAUCAACUAAACCAUCGGUUGAAAAAUUUCUCUAGCAAGAAACAAACGGUUCUCACACAUUUCUCAAAAUUAAAGACAAAUCUCAACGAAAACUAAACGUUUUUAAGUCAUGUAAUAAAAUUCGACUGUCAGAGAAAGGCGAGAACCUACAUAAAAAAAUUUCGUCUUCCCAAUCAAAAGAAAUACUACUUAAAGAGAAUGAAAUGAGUGUGUGUGUAGUUGACAAGGCAUAUAAAAACGUUUCAUGCGAAGCGUUUAUAAUAUUUCUUCCUUUUUCCAAACAACUUUAUUCACACUUGCAAUAUGACAGAAAACAGUCUCAUGGUUACUUAUACAAUACAAUUAUAACUAAGUAUGAAAAUCCAAAACAUUUAAGCAACCAUUCUUAUACCAAGAAUUUAAAAUAUAACCGCCUGAUUUUCUUUCAUCCCAACAAGUGUAAAUCAUUCAAAUCAAGACCUAAAACAUCAUCACUGCCUCGUUAAAUUGUAUGCAGUUUGUAUUAAAUAGUAGAAAGAUAGACCAUUGUAGAAACGUGAGUUUGUUUUCAUCAAAUUAAAAACAGUGUCAAAUAAUUUCGCAUUUUAAAAAACUCACAAGGCCGAUAGCAAACAUCCUAUUUACUUGCCUAAUUAUCGGAGGGCAUAGUAUUUUCGACAAUUUGAGCUUCAAAAUCGCUUACAAAAUGAGAGAAAAUGAAGUGUUGCACGGUAUCCAAGAUCGAAUCGGAAACAUCAGAAAGUAAUACAAGACAAGGAAAUAGGAUAUGUCUUCACUUAUAAGUGAGCUAUUGAUGCUAGUAAUAGAGUUAAAUUAAUAUAAAAAAUGAAAUAGUUAUAUGUUAUUACGAUAUAUACGCUAUAUAAGUUAUACAAAUAGUUAGUUUUAACACUUAAUGGGUAAGAGAGAAUAGUAAUUUAGUAAAUACGCAUUUAUAAACACAUGCAAUAUACAUGUUGUUUUUGAAAUAAACCAUAUUGAUAAUUAAAGUUUAA
Molecule: messenger RNA, 2355 nt
Organism: Anastrepha ludens (Mexican fruit fly)
Lineage: Eukaryota; Metazoa; Arthropoda; Insecta; Diptera; Tephritidae
Product: alpha/beta hydrolase domain-containing protein 17B
Exons: 5
Coding region: 274-1173 (299 amino acids)
Biological process (GO): protein depalmitoylation
Cellular component (GO): plasma membrane; endosome membrane
Molecular function (GO): palmitoyl-(protein) hydrolase activity
Source: RefSeq, a predicted model, not a curated record